CAUUACCAUAGUACUAUUUUGUGUACUGUAUAUAAUAAAAUAUAUUUAACUUAAUAAUUUAUUUUUAUUUAAAUAUUCAAAUAAAUGUUUGCAAUCUUGUUCAACAUGUCCGAUGAUGAGCAAGAUAACUUUUUCGAAGCAAACACAUUGGAUGUACCAAAUACACCACCUGUCCCUCGAGGGCGCACCACUCCACCAGACACCACACAUUCAGAUGGCGAUGAGGAGAGUGAGCAUGGACAAUUCACAUGUCCCAUAUGUAUCGAAACAUAUACGUUAGACAAAUUGGAGGAUUUCGGAUGCGGACACCUAUUUUGCACGGGUUGUGUGAAAGCCUAUUUAACAGUGGGUAUAAGGGAGGGAGAUGUGCUGGAUAUUGAAUGUAUGGACCAGGAUUGUCACGUUAUUGUCACGCAAGAGUUGGUGCAAAAUAUAUUGGACGACGACGUACUUUAUAAGCGCUAUCAGUAUUUGCUACUUAAGGUUGCCGUGGAGGACAUACCUUAUGUGUAUUACUGUCCAACACCUACUUGCACAGGCAUUACUGAGGCGGAAGUUGAUCAUGCUGCCUGUUCCGAGUGCGGGCUAGCAUACCACGAGCGCACCGACUGUGACCUGGAUGAUGAUGAGCGCCGUAAUCUUAUCCAAUUGAAUGACGACAAAGACUAUGUGGAGAGUAUAGUGUCUGAAGAUGAACUAAAUCGCAGGGCCAUCGAGGCGUUGGUCGAGGAGGACAGACAGUGGUUGGAGACUAUCAGUAGAGAACAGGCGGCGAUCCGUCGCGCGGAACAGCUGUUCGAAGAGCAGAGACGGGCCGAUGAGGAGCGCAGGGCUGAGGAGGAGAGACGGGUUAGGGAGCAGAGGGAACGGGAGGAGAGGGAGCGAAGGGAACGGGAGAUUGUGGCCGAACAGGAGGCCGAGAGACUGAGACUUGAGAGGGAACGCCAGGAAGAGCGUCGUAAACAGGAUGAGAGUUCGGAGCAGACGAUCCGGAUUACGUCAAAACCGUGUCCGGGGUGUCGACGGCCCAUCGAAUUGACCUAA
This is a messenger RNA of Oppiella nova, 1044 nucleotides long. NCBI's taxonomy places the organism in Eukaryota, Metazoa, Arthropoda, Arachnida, Sarcoptiformes, Oppiidae. The record is from the annotation of a GenBank genome assembly.